Messenger RNA from Salvia splendens (bonfire salvia), 1801 nucleotides. RefSeq names its product vegetative cell wall protein gp1-like. Lineage: Eukaryota; Viridiplantae; Streptophyta; Magnoliopsida; Lamiales; Lamiaceae. The transcript is spliced from 2 exons. The annotation marks the transcript as partial. The record is from RefSeq and is a predicted model, not a curated record.
UUUGAUUGGCAAAUGUUGAUUACGGUCAUGGUAAUUACUUAAUUUGUUGUUUUAUGCGAAAUUGGGACUUUAGUAGUAAAACAUAAGAGACAUCUCUAAAUGGGCCAAAGUGGUGUUCUCACUUUACCUUUUGUCCCCAAUGAGUUACCUCUUUAAGAGGUGAUGCCAACCUUAACUUACACAACUUUUCUUGUUAUUUUCCUUUAAUUUUUGGUUUUUUCUGAAUCUGAUACUUUUUCUUCUGCUUGUUUCCCAUGCAUGGCAUUAUAAAUGAAAUCUUCCAUCCUCUUUUGUUCCAUAGCACAUUCACAUUUUUUCUUUACACAAAAUGGCAAGCCAACCACGCCCACCAUGGUUCCGGUUUUCAUUAGGAAGCCGUGCGCCAGCGCCAGCACCAGCUCCCGCUCCUGCUCGUGCACCAGCGCCUGCACCAAUGCCGGUGCGUCCUUCCUUUCCAAUUAGGCCAACCCUAAAUCAGCAGCCAUCCCCUCCACCACCACCCCAACAGCCGCCACCACCGCGGUCUCCUUCUCCUGCUCCUACUCCACAACCAUCUUCCCCAGUUGCAGCACCAACUACUCCUCGUGCACCACCAAGGCCCUCUACUGCAGCUCCAGUAAGCCCCCCUGCACCUCGCUCACCGGCAUCAACUGCAGCUCCAGUAAGCCCCACUGUUGCACCACCUGCACCUCGCCCACCGGUGCCAGCUGCAGCCCCGACAAUCACAACUGUUGCACCACCUGCACCUCGCCCACCGGUGCCAGCUGCAGCCCCAACAAUCACAACUGUUGCACCACCUGCAUCUCGCCCACCGGUGCCAGCUGUAGCUCCAAUAAGGCCCACUGUUGCACCACCCGCACCUCGCCCACAGGUGCCAGCUGCAGCUCCAAUAAGCCCCACUGUCACACCACCUGCACCUGUUCCACAGGUGCCCGCUGCAGUUCCAGCACCAACUACUGCCCCCGCACCACCAAGGCCCUCUAUUGCACCACCAAUAAGGCCCGCCGUGGCACCUCCUCUAGCUUCACCACCUCGGCCAUCCGUACCCACUGCCCCCGGACCACUAAGGCCUGGCGUUGCACCUUCUCUAGUUUCACCACCACGACCAUCCGUACCGACUGCCCCCACACCAAGGCCCCCAUCAAUAAUAAGGCCUUCUGUUGCAUCAACUCGAUCACCACCUUUGCCGUCCGCACCAGCUCCAGUUCCACCAACACCAAUCAAAACCACCCCAAAAUCUCCCCCUCCCAAAAAAGAAACUCCACCUCCAUCUUCUCCACAAACAAAAUCACCACCACCACCCUCCUCCUCCACCCGAAAAUCCCCUAACCCCAUCCCCACCGCUCAACCUAUCUACACCAAACUGCCUACUCCAACCGCAUCUCCCAAAACAAUCAAACCAUUCGAAGCAGAAUCCCCCAAACCCAAGCCCUUAUCCCGCCCACCCUCACCUCUAACACUGCCACCUGCGCAAACAAAGCUAGACGUCCUCGAGGACAAACCCAUCAAUCGAACUCUGAGAAUGAGCAGAACUCACAACAAUGGCAUUGCUCCCGACGGAAAAAGAGAACCAAACACCCCAAAAGAUAAUAGCAUCAACAAGAAACUCUCAAAUUCCGAGCAGCAGCAGCUGAGGGUGAUCACACUUGCAGGAGAAAACAAGGGAGCAGUAAUGGAACUCAGUCCCUGGCAGAAGAAAGCCCUGCAAAACGGUAAGCAGACGUCAGGGUCAGGCAGUGAUAGCGGUGAAGAAGGAAAAUCAAGAAGCAAGGAUAAAGCGCUUGCGCUUGUACGCGGUCGG